AGUUCACUGGGGGAGCCAAUAACGUGCCUUUGGAUUUUUAAAUAUAACUGUUUCUCUGAUGAGGAUGUUCCUCUUUGCCAGAUAUUGAUUUUAUAUUACUGAAUUGUGCGAUUUCCUAAUCCUAUAUUUAUAAACGUCUUUCUGAAAUUAACACGCAGUAAAAUGGCUGUGAGAUUGUGCGGUGUUUGGAUCGCCGUGUUGUGUGCGAUUGUUUCGAGAGCCGAGGCUCAAAACUGGCAAGGGCACCUCGCGACUUAUAGUGAGCAAGUGGUGUCAACGUGUUGGAGAUGCCUGUGUCAAUACUCGUGGGGAUGUUCCGCUUGGCGAGAUUACAGCUGUACUGUUUGGGUAACGAAACAACGCUGUGCCGAUGGCUACGAGCACAAUGGAACUUAUAUAUGCAAUAUACCAAUUUGUUCGCCAAGAUGUCUAAACGGUGGCACAUGCAUUGAACCAAACAGGUGUAGAUGUAACGGUCUUGCGAUUGGACCGUUCUGUGGGACUGAAAUCUGCUCACGUGACCGCCCUUGUUAUCCCGGAGACUGCUACGAGAACUCGAACUGUAACUGCACUGAAGGCUUUGACAAGACGACAACUGUUCCCUCGCCUGCAGAUCCCGGCUGCAUGAAAAUUUCUAGCAACAACAAACCCUUUAUCGGAAGAUCAACAACCAUUAUAUCAAACUUCCGGAACACGCGAGAGUUACUUCUUUACUACUUCCUGUUGGAUGCCACAGAUGAGGAUCCACAGAAACGAGUCGUCUGGAGCAACCAGCAGGUUUUCAACUACCUAUCAUUUGAGUUCGAAGCCCGAUACGUGGAGCCGCAAACAAUGCCCGCCAGACCAACAUACGUGCAUGACUUCAAAUACGGAAUCGUAGGUGGAAAAGUGGAUGUAAAGGUGUUCGAUUUCAACAAAGUGAGCGCUGGUCACAGGGGUGCCUACAACUUCACAUGCCCUGUUAUCAGCGUACUUUAUCCCAAGCAACUCAUGAACUGUUCCCUCCCAGACAACCCCUUCAAGACGCUGAUCGAGCAUGGAGACACCAUGGAAGUGACACUGACGGCAUACAGCGGGGGCCAUCGCAAAAUUUUAUUUCCUGAUGGAAAUAUCCGCACUGAGAACAUCACUGGUACCGAGUACACGAAACAGUUGGAGUUCAAGUUUGACUUUGAACCCGCUGUGCACUGUAGUAGUAAGAACUCAACAUUCACAUGUCAGUCCAAUACAAAUGUCCUGAAGGCUACGUCAGAAUUCACUAAGACGCCGAUAGUGUUGCAAUGGAAGGGUUGGGUGGACACGGACAAAUACUCGGCGGGGGUGGGAGCGUACCGCCUGGAACUUCACCGACUAGAGGUCAAGGACGCGACGUUAGAGCUCACGGAGGCUAACCCAACAUUGCCCCUCCUGGAGAAUCGCGUAAACCACACGGGGAAUACUACGGUACAGAACUUGUUCAGUACCACAUUCACACCGCCAGAACCAGGCAUGUACAGCAUCGUAAUGGAGGUGACGGACAACGCCAACAACUCCAUCUUCACUCGUCGGUUCGCCCUGUACGACAACGUAUCUAGCGUGACUACCAACCCUCUCAGUGUGCAUGGUCUGCACGCAACUUCCGCCGCACCGGAAACCGGGUACCGUUGGCAGACGGAAACUAAGUCGAUCAAACUUGACUGGAAGGACUAUUUUGUAAACAAAGUUCAUCACGAGAAGAAGUUCCUGAACAAAAUUAAAAAGUUCCCGACUCUGUUCGACGACCUCGAAUUAAUUGGAAUUCGAAAUGUGAAAAAGUUCGUGUUUGACUCCUACGAUGACACAGAGGGCCUCAGGACAAUGGACGCUAUUCCUAACGUCAAUGGGAUCACGCGAUUUCAGUACGGUUACGUUGUAAACCAGUCCAGUGCGCAAGCCCCUACCGCGUGGAACAAUAUCAGUAGUUCGACGCAGAACAUUGAUGUUGCAGUGUCAACCAGUAACGGAGACACUGUAACGUUAUGGGUUCGUGCGUUCGAUAUACUUGACAAUAUGUUGGAGAAGAAGACAACAGUCAAUAUUGACGCCACGCCACCGCUAAUCGUCACCAGCCCAGCUGAAAACAAAACAUCAACGUUCACGCCAAAUGCUGGACAGGCGGAAGGCGGCUAUUACUAUAGCAGUUACGAGUUUUACGCCCGAGAUGAAGAGAGCGGCGUGUACCAGAUAGACCUGGAUGUUUCCAUCACCAUGGCGGAUAUCGGCGAAGUUCGCAGAUUCCGCCAGGUGGUGAAUGGGAGCAUUGACAAGACCAAGAAGCCAUCUGACCCGGCAUGUGUGCCGUCUAAGGACCCGGACACGUGCUUUCUGGAACGACAGAAAGUCCGCCUGGAAAACUGCUGGUUCCUGGUCCCGAAGAAGGACUACAUCAUCAACGCGGGGGCAACUGUGUCAGUCAGUGUCUUCAAUCAGGCGCGACAAGCGGUCAAUACAAAUUUCCAGAUCAAACAGUUGAACACAUUAAAAGGACUCGAAGUAUAUUCUGGGCCUGAAAACAUCCGUAUCACCAACACGAGGCCAGACAGCUUCCGGAUCCAGUGGGACCUUCCUACAGUCAAAGCAUGCUACGAUAGUUUACCCAUCAUCAUCUAUGUAGCGUUCUCUGAUGACACGCAGCCCAAGGUUUACUAUCUGACCAGCACCACCACCUUCCUGGAUGUCGCGGGUUUGACGCCCAACACGGUGUAUAAGAUCUCCUUCUACGCGCAGCUGAGUUCCAUUAAUAAGACAGACAUCACUGAGGCGUUCGCGCAGAAAUCAGUCAAAACAGAGAAGCCCGACGAGCCAGGCUUGAGCGCAGGUGUGGUGGCCGGUGUCGCAAUCGGCGUCAUCGCUUUUGUGAUCAUAUGCAUCAUCGUGAUGGUGGUGCUGGUGCGAAUGGGCGUCAUCAAGAACCCGGAACCAGUAGCCCGCGUCACUCGUGCCGUCACCAGGCGCUACCGUCAGUCCCGCUACGGCCCAGGCGCAGACAGUGCUCAGCCGCCACACCGGCCGCCGAAGGGUGUGGAGAACCCGAGUUACAGCUCAAACGAGAAACAAAUCAAGCUUUAUGACAACAAUCGCCCUAUGUCGGAGGAUAUCUACCUUCCUGGCGGCGCCGACGUAAACGUCAUUAACGUUCCGCUACUGCGACGUAGCGACAUAACACUCGACAGCAAGAUCACGACGGGCCGUUUUGCGUAUAUUUACAAGGCGACGUUAGAACGCGGAAAAAGCCGAGAGACAGUGGUGGCUAAAACGUUGAAAGAGAAUUUUAACGAUAACGACCGGAACUUGAUGAACACGAAGAUCAAUUUCCUGGGCAACUAUGUCGGCAACCAUCCGAACAUCCUCAAGUUCAUUGCUGCCGUCACCGACGACCACAUGAUUGGCCCCUUCAUUGUUCACGAACACUGCGAAAACGGGACGCUGAAGGACUACCUCGCGAAGCAACAAGGCAACGUAACCAUUCAGCUCCAGGACAACCUCUUCCGGUUUGGACUGGACGUCGCAAAGGGAAUGGAGUACUUGGCAUCCAAAUCGGUUGUUCACCGCCGCUUGGCGGCCCGGAACGUGCUUCUCAACUUCCUGUACGAGGUGAAGAUCACGGGGUUCGGACCGCAGCCGGCCCACAACGAGGAGGGCGGUGUCGCCGAGGAGGAAGAGAACAUACCUAUCAAGUGGGUGGCGCCCGAGUGCAUGAAAUCGACGCGCGACGCCACUGAGAGGAGUGAUGUGUGGUCAUACGCCGUCACACUCUGGGAGAUAUUCUCACUCGGUCAGACGCCGUACGGAAAGAUCCAGAGCCGCGAUGUGCCGACACGCAUCAAGAAAGGUCUGCGUCUCGAGAAACCGGAACAGUGUGACGACACAUGGUAUGCCGUCAUGACGAGAUGCUGGUCGUACGAAGCAAACAGACGUCCGAGUUUCGAGGAAAUCCGCGAGGAGUUGGACAACCUAUUCGCACCGAGGGACGGCGAAAUGGACACCUACUACUACACUAGGCGAUAAUUCAUAAAAGGAGACGAUUUAUUUCUUUCAAAGGGGAAACCUUGUUACAAAAAAGAUCAUUUUCUACAUCAAACAAUAACUUCAUGCAGCCGUCAUAACCAGAUGCAGGUGUCAGCGAUGUAAAAUCAAACGCUGCAAAAAUGAUUCAUCAUUGCACGUGUAACAUUAAAGACAAAUACACAUUUAAAAGAAUAUACAUAUGUCAAAAAAGACGAAACAAAGGAAAUAUAGCUAAUUUAGAUAAAGUUCAAGUUUAACAACAGUUUUUAUCAAUGUUCAUCUUAUUGUGUGUAAACCUAAAAGAACGUAACGUAUUAGUGAGUGCCUGUCUCUAACAUCACAUUUUAAAAUCAUAUUUAACCUUUAUUCUGUAUAUAGUGCAUAUUUUCAAGUUUUAUAUUAUUUUGUGUGUUAUGUUUUUACUUUCUUUAGAUUCAAACUGCAUAUAUCCCAAAAGUAAUGUAAUUCUUUUUAUUUUCUCAAGAUGCCAUUGACUUGUACACUUUUAUCAAUAGUGUAUAGCAAAUUGUCUGACUUUUCUCAAUUUUACAAUAUCGUAUAUUUGUAUGCUUAGUUUAUGACAUUCACCUUUUAAAAUAUAUAUUAUUCAUGCAUAUGAUUAACCUGUUAAUUUGUGUUGUAUAUAUUUUCAAAAAAUAUGAUCCGCCGCAGAAUAGAGUUGUUGGCGUUGCUUUCUUAACAUAAUCAGACCAAAACUUUCAUAGCGGAUGAUAGAACAUAUCUUUCCCAGCAAUAAUUCCCCAUAUGAGACGUCAUCUUCAAUAGAAGACGUUAACUGUUCGUAUAUUUUAAUUUUUAAGUUCUUCAAAAGGUCAGUUAUUCAUGCCAAGUCAUUCAUAAAUGUCACAAUCAUAUAUAUAUAUAUA
Messenger RNA from Dreissena polymorpha, 4913 nucleotides. RefSeq lists its product as uncharacterized. The record is from RefSeq and is a predicted model, not a curated record. Lineage: Eukaryota; Metazoa; Mollusca; Bivalvia; Myida; Dreissenidae. The transcript has 28 exons. Gene Ontology annotation, molecular function: ATP binding; transmembrane receptor protein tyrosine kinase activity; protein binding. Gene Ontology annotation, cellular component: signaling receptor complex. Gene Ontology annotation, biological process: cell surface receptor protein tyrosine kinase signaling pathway; positive regulation of kinase activity; multicellular organism development. Bases 163 to 4026 code for a protein of 1287 amino acids.